Messenger RNA from Spea bombifrons (plains spadefoot toad), 1306 nucleotides. RefSeq names its product olfactory receptor 1019-like. Gene Ontology annotation, cellular component: membrane. Gene Ontology annotation, molecular function: olfactory receptor activity; G protein-coupled receptor activity; odorant binding. Bases 340 to 1272 code for a protein of 310 amino acids. Lineage: Eukaryota; Metazoa; Chordata; Amphibia; Anura; Pelobatidae. The transcript is spliced from 2 exons. Gene Ontology annotation, biological process: G protein-coupled receptor signaling pathway; sensory perception of smell. The record is from RefSeq and is a predicted model, not a curated record.
UAGAACUUCUAAAUCAACUGUACUGCAAAUAAUUUUAUCAAGAUAAAAUGCCAAGAUUUCAACUUUCUGCUUUACAGUGGAUAAUAGGGUUGGAUGUUGGCCUAAAUAUAAUAUAUUGAAUGUAAAUGUACAUAUGUUAUUGACCUAACUAAAUGUAUUUAAUAAUCUCUUUUAUUUUUCUUUGCAUGUUGCAAUCUGUAUGUUCACAAUACUCUAGGGAGGAAUUUCCCACGGUAGAAUUUUCUUAUAAAAACCCAGCACAAUUUAACCUUGUACAUCCAGUGUAAUGGGACAGGUCUGUUUCUUUGCACAUUGUUCAGAUGAUUGGAUGACUACUCUAUGGAGAGGACCAAUGAAACAUCAGUUACAGAAUUCAUUUUGUCAGGAUUAAUUGAUAACCCCAAUUUCAACAUUCUUUUUUUUGUGGUCUUUCUAUUAAUGUAUUCAGUAACCUUUUUCGGCAAUACAUGUAUGAUCCUUUUGAUUUGUUGCUCCGCUGCUCUUGAAAACCCAAUGUAUUUUUUUCUUUGCCAUCUGUCACUUUCAGAUCUAUGCUAUUCUUCAGUUAUUACCCCUAAAAUUUUAAUUAAUAUGCUGUCAGACAGGAUGGUGAUAUCUUUUACAGGAUGUGCUGCUCAAUUAUUCUUUUUUGCCUUAUUUGUGGGUGCAGAAUGUUUCAUUGUCACAGUGAUGGCCUAUGAUCGAUAUAUGGCGAUUUGUUACCCUUUACUUUAUAUAAUCAUUAUGAACAAAAGUCUUAGAAUAAAAUUGGUUGUUUCAGCCUAUGGUGGAGGAUUGUUAACAUCAAUUAUACAUACCAGUUGUACAUUCCGGUUGUCCUUUUGUGGUUCCAAUAUAGUGAACCAUUUCUUUUGUGACAUUCCUCCACUACUUAAACUCUCCUGCACUGAUACUUUCAUAAGUGAACUGAUGAUGUUUCUCUUAUCCAGUGUUCUUGGAGCACUCUCUGCCGCCAUUAUCCUGGCUUCCUAUGCAAACAUUAUUUCUGCCAUGCUGAAAAUGCAUUCAUCUGAAGGUAGAAAAAAAGCCUUUUCGACAUGUUCUUCACAUCUAAUGGUAGUGGCGUUAUUUUUUGGGACAGCCAUAUUUGUAUAUGCAAGACCAAUAUCCAGUUACUCAAUCCAGAAGGACAAAGUAAUUUCAUCAAUAUACACUGUAGUAAUUCCUAUGCUGAACCCAAUUAUUUAUAGUCUCCGAAAUAAACAGGUCAAAGUUGCUUUCACAAAUGUUAUCAAUAAAAUACUUAUGUAAUACAUUCAAAAUAAACCUUUUCUAAUAAUUUCAA